GUCUCCUUCCCCGGCGCUUCCAGAUGUCGAUGACGAUGCGACGCGCGGCGGCGCUCGGCGCCCGCCACAUCCUCGCCUCCUCGGCGGCCUCCUCGCGGCUCACCAGCCGCCGCCACAUGGGCAGCGUGAACGCGGCCGCGGCGAUGGAGAAGAUCCGGGCGGCGGGGCUGCUCAGGACGCAAGGCCUCAUCGGCGGCAAGUGGGUCGACGCCUACGACGGGAAGACCCUCGAGGUGCAAAAUCCAGCAACUGGCGAGGUCAUUGCUAAUGUUGCCUGCAUGGGCAACAGAGAAACAUCUGAUGCAAUAGAUUCCGCGAACACUACGUUUUAUUCUUGGAGCAAACUCACUGCGAGUGAAAGGAGCAAGGCACUAAGAAAAUGGCAUGAUCUACUUAUUUCACACAAGGAAGAACUUGCACUUCUUAUGACACUGGAGCAGGGGAAGCCUAUGAAAGAAGCCCUUGGGGAGGUAAAUUAUGGUGCAAGUUUCAUAGAAUAUUUUGCCGAGGAAGCAAAACGUGUAUAUGGUGAUAUUAUUCCACCUACCCUGGCUGACCGCAGAAUAUUGGUUCUGAAGCAGCCUAUUGGGGUAGUUGGAGCUAUUACACCAUGGAAUUUUCCUUUAGCGAUGAUAACCAGAAAGGUUGGACCAGCAUUGGCUUGUGGAUGCACUGUUGUUGUCAAGCCAUCAGAGUUCACACCUCUGACAGCAUUAGCUGCAGCAGACCUUGCUCUUCAAGCUGGAAUACCUGCUGGUGCGCUGAAUGUUGUGAUGGGUAAUGCUCCUGAGAUAGGUGAUGCACUAACACAGAGUACACAGGUCAGAAAGAUUACAUUCACGGGAUCAACAGCUGUAGGUAAAAAACUCUUGGCUGGAUCAGCAAAUACUGUGAAAAAGGUUUCUUUGGAGCUUGGUGGGAAUGCACCUUGCAUUGUUUUCGAUGAUGCAGAUAUUGAGGUUGCUGUUAAAGGCAGUCUUGCUGCCAAGUUUCGUAACAGUGGACAGACAUGUGUAUGUGCAAACAGGAUACUGGUGCAGGAAGGUAUCUACGAAAAAUUUGCAAGUGCAUUUGUCAAGGCUGUUCAGAGUCUGCAGGUUGGUAAUGGGCUAGAAGAGAGUACAUCACAG
Messenger RNA from Lolium rigidum, 1130 nucleotides. RefSeq names its product succinate-semialdehyde dehydrogenase, mitochondrial-like. Gene Ontology annotation, molecular function: succinate-semialdehyde dehydrogenase (NAD+) activity. NCBI's taxonomy places the organism in Eukaryota, Viridiplantae, Streptophyta, Magnoliopsida, Poales, Poaceae. Gene Ontology annotation, biological process: GABA catabolic process. The record is from RefSeq and is a predicted model, not a curated record.